This is a messenger RNA of Rhizoctonia solani, 1020 nucleotides long. RefSeq names its product Retrotransposon-derived protein PEG10. The record is from RefSeq and is a predicted model, not a curated record. The coding region runs from base 1 to 1020 and encodes 339 amino acids. Lineage: Eukaryota; Fungi; Basidiomycota; Agaricomycetes; Cantharellales; Ceratobasidiaceae. The transcript has 2 exons.
AUGGAACAAGAGCUGUCCAUUACAACUCUCCUUGAAGCUAUCACAGCCCUCACCACCACCGUUGGGUCCUUGCAGGCCCAAAUUCAGUCACAAGGCCAACAGCUUGCAGAGCUCAAAACUGUCCUAGACGUCUAUAAGGACGUCAAGGCAGAGGGCGCUUGCAGCCGGGAAACAGCCAACCAUCUUGGGGACAAGGACCAAGGAGGAACCCAAGCCCAACCUGGCCCAUUGACUGGGCCUAUAACCCCUCCUACUUUCACAGGGGCUCAAGCCAACACUCCAAGAAUGGCUAGGCCUGGGCUUAGGGAACCAUUCCACCCUCUCAGGAGCACAAUGGGAUACAGCUCAGAGGAAGAAAGGGAAGAAGAGCCAAGGAGGCAAAUUAAAAAAGAGCCUUGUGGAUCAUCUAGGGAUCUAAGGACCCUUACUCCAUUUAGCUUGGGAUUGGACACCAAAUGUCCCAAAAUGGACUUACCAAACCCCUUCAAAGGAGACAUCAGGGGCCGGAAGGUGGUACAAUGGCUUGAUUGGAUGCUACUAUGGGGUGCCAUACGUUGGGACCAGUUCAAUGAGGACAAACAAAUGGUGGUCUGGAUCCUGUACCAUAUGGAGGACAAGGCUGCUGACUGGGCGCUCCCCAUAAUUGGCACCAUCAUCAAAGGCAAAACCAACACCCCCACCACUAUCCCUGCCAUAACAGCUUGCUUCAAGGAGUCCUUUGCCAAUCCUGACGCUAAACAGGCAGCUGCGCAUAAAAUUGCCACCCUUAUCCAGACCGCCUCAACAGCAGAAUACGUCACUGAGCUCCGCAAUGAGAUUGCAGAGCUUGACUGGAACAAAGAGGCAUACAUUGCCCAGUUCACAAGGGGCCUUCACUGGAAGGUCAAGGAGCUCUUGUCUACCAAAGACAACAUCCCAGAGGAGCUCAAGGCCAUCUUUGCUGCAGCCACAAAAAUUGACAAUAUCUGCUGCAAAAACAAGGAAAAUGUUGUACACCACUGUAAGGUGGGUACACGCUAA